This is a messenger RNA of Mucor mucedo, 837 nucleotides long. RefSeq names its product NRDE protein-domain-containing protein. Gene Ontology annotation, biological process: protein secretion; Golgi organization. The record is from RefSeq and is a predicted model, not a curated record. Bases 1 to 837 code for a protein of 278 amino acids. NCBI's taxonomy places the organism in Eukaryota, Fungi, Mucoromycota, Mucoromycetes, Mucorales, Mucoraceae. The transcript has 4 exons. Gene Ontology annotation, cellular component: Golgi apparatus.
AUGUGCAUCUUAUUUUGGACAGUUGACAAUCACCCCAAAUACCGCUUUAUAUUUGCAGCAAACCGAGACGAAUUCUUAAGGAGACCUACAGCAAGAGCUCAUUUCUGGAAAGAACCUCAUGACAAUGUCUUGGCCGGCAUUGACCUAGAAGCGAAGCUUUUAGGUACUUGGUUAGGCAUAACUAAACAAGGCCGGUUUGCAGCACUGACAAACUUUCGAGAACCCAACUUUCGAGGCCAAGUAUCUCGUGGGGUCUUGGUCAGGGACUUUCUUUGUGGAAACGAAUCCGUUCACGCUGCUAUUGACAAUGUGGUCAACCAUAAAAUCGAAUUCGGCGGUUUUAACUUGGUGUAUUUUGAUUUGAGUAAAAGUCCAACAGAUAUGGCAUAUUGCACAAAUAGGGAAGACCAACAGGUGAGAGAGUUGAAGCCUGGCGUCAUCUAUGGUCUUUCCAAUUCUAUCUUGACAAAUCCAUGGCCAAAGGUAAAAAAGGGAGAAGCGCUACUAGCCGACAUCCUGAAGAAAAACCCAGAAAGUGAUGAGGACACAAUGGUUGAAUUACUUUUUGAUUUAUUAAGAACAAGCGAGCCAAUGAAUGAUACAACAGAUAUUACACAGGUUUUCAGUGAUCUUUCAGAACGUAUCUGUAUCCCAAAAUUCGAUUUUCCUGCUGACUUGGCUGAGCCUACCUAUGCAACAAAAACCAGCACUGUGGUGUUAGUUGACCAUGAAAAUCGUGUAACCUUUGUCGAGCGUGAUUGGCAUGAUGAAAAUUUGUCACCAUUUUCUCCUGGUGCAUAUGAAGACAUAUCCUAUCGCUUUACAUUAGAAAAAUAA